CUUUCAUUUAAACUCGAUAUUUUUAUUAAGAAACACAACGCUGCAAGCGGUGAACAAAACCACAAUUAAGAAUUUAGAACGGCAAGCACGGAGACAGAUUGGAUUACGGUUUGAGUUGCUCGUAUAAAACAAUCAUAAGCGUAGUAUUUUCAAAAUUUUUAUUGGAGGGUGAAAUACCUAUAUCAAACAAUUGAAACAGUUAAAAAGACAUUAACUGCAGUACUUAAGAGUACUUAUAAAAAAUAUUUUUUUGAACAAAAACUGUAAUCACAAAAAAAAGCACUAAUAAAUGUGCAAAAAAACAUAGAAUUAAAAGUAAAAGUGUUAAAUAGUUUAUCAGCACUAAGUGAAAGUGUUUGUUUAAUUGCAAAACUAAAAAGACAUGCAAAUAACGCUAAGAAUAUUUAUCUUCACAAUCCUCGCUUGUGGCUUUGUGGCGAAAGUCAAUGCCUACUGCUCGCUGGAGAAGAUGAAAAAAUUCGCCAUGGAGGCAUGCGAGCACUUAUUCAUGCAAGACGAGGCGAGGGAGAAGCGUUCAUUGCCCAUGCCAUAUGAACACAAUUUCAUACAUCACAAUGAAUAUCCAAAACUUAAUGAUAAACGCCAUUACAUCAGUCGCAGCUUAUACCCACGCGGUGGUUAUUUGAAAGUGGGCCAGGAACACUACCAAAUUCUGAGUCAAAUCGAUGUGGUGCCACGUUAUAAGCCAAAAAAGCUGCAUCACGAAAAGAAGGACCGCUACAAACGAGAACAUGCGGCCAGCUACAACAACAUCCCAUAUUGUUGUUACAACAAAUGUGAAGAGGAUUUCUUUUGCUAAGCGUGCGUUGUUUAGCAUUUAGACUUUUCAAGCUAAACAAUUCAGCGGACAAGGAGCUUUGCACACAACUUAAACGUGCAAUUCAUUCGCCCAAUCAACAUUCCAGCCAGCAGCCAAUAUAUGUAUAUACUACCUAUUAAAUUUAAUUUUUUAUACGGUUAAUUUUUUAUUUGUACAUUUUGAUUUUAGUUUUAAUUUAAAUUUUAGUUAAAUAUUAUUCUCCCAUUAGCGCAGCAGAGCGCGCAAUGCACCAUGUGUACCUUAUUAAUUAGUAUUUAUUAUUACUUUAGACAAAAAUACGUAGCAACGUAUACAUGUAUGCAUCUAUGUAUAUUUACGCAUGCACUUUAAUCAUUUAAAAGAAUCUUUGCGCCAAACAUUGUAAGCCCUGCAUCACAUUUUCGCAUUGCUUUGAUUCAUACAUCGCCAUAUAUAUGUACAUAUAUUCAAACAUCUUUAGCGACUUUUCCAUCAGCCAGUAUUAGCAGUUAAUACUGCAAAUUCGAAAUAUUGUAUACGUUCGUAUAGCUCAAGUAACUUGUUAUUUGUUUUAUAAAAAAUAAUCGAAUAAAUUCCUUUGAUAUAGUAAAUAA
Messenger RNA from Anastrepha obliqua, 1413 nucleotides. RefSeq lists its product as uncharacterized. The coding region runs from base 383 to 820 and encodes 145 amino acids. The transcript has 3 exons. NCBI's taxonomy places the organism in Eukaryota, Metazoa, Arthropoda, Insecta, Diptera, Tephritidae. The record is from RefSeq and is a predicted model, not a curated record.